Molecule: messenger RNA, 2766 nt
Organism: Epinephelus lanceolatus (giant grouper)
Lineage: Eukaryota; Metazoa; Chordata; Actinopteri; Perciformes; Serranidae
Gene: tatdn3
Product: TatD DNase domain containing 3
Molecular function (GO): hydrolase activity, acting on ester bonds
Source: RefSeq, a predicted model, not a curated record
AACACUCCUAGCGUCGCAGGAGAGUUCUGCCUCGCUGCUAAAACUAUGUUUACGAAGACAAAAUGGAUAAAUAUCGCAGUUUUUCGAUAUAGUUUGUGCUCUUAGCUCUUAUUAUUAUUAUUUUUUUAAUGGAGUAUGGCUUCGUCGACUGUCACUGUCAUAUAUCAGCCAGUGAGUUUGAAGAGGAUCUGGAGGAUGUGAUCCAGAGGACCACUCAGGCCGGGGUAAGGACUCUGGUUGCAGUUACAGAAGAAGUCAGGGAGUUUGACAGAGUUCUCCAGCUGCAGGAAAGUUAUCCAGAUCUGGUGGCUCCAUGUUUCGGCCUUCAUCCACUGCAGGGUGGCGGGGGCCCCGAGCAGCGCAGUGUGAGGCCUCAGGACCUGGAUGCUGCCCUGCUGCAGUUCUACAAACACAAAGAACGCAUCGUCGCUAUCGGAGAGAUUGGCUUAGACUUCACGCCAUGGUGUGCUCCCACUCAGGAAGACAGAGACGACCAGAUGAAGGUCUUCAUUAAACAGCUCAACAUUGCCAAGGAGCUGGACCUACCUGUAAACGUCCACUCACGAUCAGCUGCUAAGGUCACCAUAGCAACCAUGAGAGAGCAAGCUGUCAGUCGAGCUCUGCUUCAUAACUUUGCGGGGAAGCCGUGGGUAGCUCUGGAAGGUGUGAAGGCGGGUUUCCUCUUCUCCUUCCCACCUGCUGUCUGCAGGAACCACCAGAGAGACAAACUGAUCAAGCAGAUCCCACUGGAACACAUCUGUCUCGAAACUGACUCUCCUGCGCUGGGGCUCGACAAGCAUGUGAGAAACGAGCCCUGCAACAUCACUCUGUCCUGCCAGUACAUCGCUGAUAUCAAAGGUCUGUCACCAGAAACUGUUCAGCUCGUCACUGCGCAAAAUGCACACAGACUUUUCCCCAAGGCGCUAAUGCAUGGACAGGUUUCUGAAAAGCAAAGUUUGAGCUGAAGGUGGCGCCAGAGGCAACUUUAAUUAGAAAAGAUUCAUGCUCUGUUUGGAUAGGUUAGCAUUGUAUCACUAUAGGCAGUUGGACUCAGCGGCGUCCUGAGCUUAAUGCUAACUUUAGCAUGCUAACAAUUAGUUUUAGCACUCAUUUACAAUGUUGCUAAUGAUAGCAUGUUAGCAUACCAUAUUAGCAUUUAGCUUAAUGUACAGCAGGGCCUGACAGGGAUUUAGUCAUUAGUUUUUGAGGUAUUUCAUGAAACAAACUGUUGCACAUAAUGGACGUUUGACCUGCUAGGGGAUCAAAGUAAAACAAUAAUAUUAAUAAUAAUAAGUCAUCAGUAAUUCAUCCUGAUUAAGGAUGGUUGCUACUCUAAUACAGGUUGAGAUAUUUCACUCUGGACCAGUUUUCUGGACUAACAGACAGACAUUAAAUCAAGUUUCAUACAGGCUGUUUUUUUUUAAAGACAGGUGGAAACAAACACACUUGUCAUCAAACAUGAGUUAUACGAAUACUACACCUGAUUAUAUUAUUGUAUUAUGGUGUAUUGUGUUAGAAGAAAUAAAACACUGGAAGUCAAUGUAAGGUCCCAUUUAUACUUGUUGUAUUAGUGUGUGAGGUCUCGUCAGGCUGUAUCCGUCUACACCAGGUGUGAUUCAUCUGAAAGAGAAGAAAAGAGACAUUACAGAAAGUUCAAAUAGUUUUGUUGUUUAACAUUUCUGUGAGAUUAAUAUAACAUAAACCACCCUGACCAAAAUAAUCAGAAAUAAUUUCAUUCUGUUGAGUGAAAACAAAAGUCACCCCGCAGGGCAUGGUCAGGCUGACUGCUUAUACAUUUGGCUUUAUGAACUAUGCUUCUUCCAUAAUGAACUCUUUAAGCUGGACUCCAGUAAUCUUGGAGCAGACCUUGAUAAUGCUGUUGAGACUGUUUUUAUCUUUCACUGACAGCCCAUUGAACCAACAUACAAAUGAAAAUGUUUCUAUAAAAGAAUGAUAAAAGUUACUUAAAAUAACUUUAAAAACACAACAAGAGUUGAGCAUCAUCAGCAAAUGGAUUCUUUGUUGUCCUCUCUUAACGAUUGAUUCAGUAUUUGCGUCAAAUUUAAGCUGAUUGUCAAAAAAAUGAUGGCUUGGGACAUGUGACCAUUUCAAGUUUAGUAAUAAAUCUUCCAUCUUCCAUUAUUAUUGACUUACACUAAGCUGCAUACAGGAGCUGUUUUAAAACAGCUGAAUUCUUAAUGUCCUUGUAACGUUCUGGUUCAAGAAAAGGAAUUUGUUAUAGUCCAGCUCGCCUACAGGGUGAGGGUACUAAUGAUUUACGUUUUACAGAAACUAACUUUCAAAACUCAUUUUUUCUGAACUAAUUAAAAAAAUACAUCAUUCUACAAAGAAGCAUAAAUAUCACAGCAUGGCUUUGAGUUCUGUCAUGAAAAAUGCCUGAAAUCAUGGGUGGAUUAUGAGACAAUGGGCCGCCGGGUACAAAUAUGCAAAAGGACCCACCACCUCUCCUACACAGAAGCAAGCCACACAGAUUUGUGUCUCUUGAAGGUGUAUUUGUAUCUUGUUGGUCAUUUAAUGUCUCUUUGUAGUUCCUUUGCAUCUGGUUGUGGUUGUUUUGUGUCUCUUUGAAGUACAUUUGGGUCUCUUUGAAGUCAAGGUGUGAAUCUUUGAGGUCAUUUAGUGUCUCUCUAGGGUAUAUUUGUUGUAUUUUGUUUGCUUUGUGUCUCUUUGUUGUUCCUUUGUAUCUGUUUGCCAACUUUUUUGCCCUUUGAAGUCAUUUUGUUCUUAAAAGGUUGUUGUUUUGUG